This is a messenger RNA of Loxodonta africana (African savanna elephant), 4871 nucleotides long. It is a transcript of the gene EPRS1, whose product is annotated as glutamyl-prolyl-tRNA synthetase 1. Lineage: Eukaryota; Metazoa; Chordata; Mammalia; Proboscidea; Elephantidae. The record is from RefSeq and is a predicted model, not a curated record. Gene Ontology annotation, cellular component: aminoacyl-tRNA synthetase multienzyme complex; cytoplasm. The coding region runs from base 126 to 4658 and encodes 1510 amino acids. Gene Ontology annotation, biological process: glutamyl-tRNA aminoacylation; translation; prolyl-tRNA aminoacylation. The transcript is spliced from 32 exons. Gene Ontology annotation, molecular function: glutamate-tRNA ligase activity; ATP binding; proline-tRNA ligase activity.
GGCCGAGGCUGCGGCAGCGUCGGGCGCGCGCACACGUUGCAUCUUCUUGCUUUCGGCGGGUUCCAGGUGGUUAGGACCGCUGGGCUGACCGACUGACAGACAGGGAGGCCGGGAGGCCGGUGGAGAUGGCGGCCCUCUGCUUGACCGUGAAUACGGGAGACCCUCCGCUGGGAGCUUUGCUGGCAGUAGAACACAUAAAAGACAAUGUCAGCAUUUCCAUUGAAGAAGGGAAAGAGAAUAUUCUUCGUGUUUCUGAAAAUGUGGCAUUCACAGACAGCAAUUCCAUACUUCGCUACUUGGCUAGAGUUGCAACUACAGCUGGGCUGUAUGGCUCUAACCUGAUGGAGCACACCGAGAUUGAUCACUGGUUGGAGUUCAGUGCUACAAAGUUGUCUUCAUGUGAUUUGUUCACUUCUGCAAUCAAUGAGCUCAAUCAUUGCCUCUCUCUGAGAACAUACUUAGUUGGAAACUCCUUAAGCUUAGCAGAUUUGUGUAUUUGGGCCACCCUCAAAGGAAAUGCUGCCUGGCAGGAGCAGUUCAAGCAGAGCAAAGCUCCGGUUCACGCGAAACGCUGGUUUGGCUUUCUUGAAGCCCAGCAGGCCUUCCGGUCAGUAGGCUCUAAGUGGGAUAUCUCAACAACCAAACCUAAAGUGGCACCUGAGAAAAAACAAGAUGUGGGGAAAUUCAUUGAGCUUCCAGGUGCAGAGAUGGGAAAGGUUACUGUCAGAUUUCCUCCAGAGGCUAGUGGCUACUUACAUAUCGGGCACGCCAAAGCUGCUCUUCUGAACCAGCACUACCAGGUGAACUUUAAGGGGAAACUCAUCAUGAGAUUUGAUGACACAAACCCUGAAAAAGAGAAGGAAGAUUUUGAGAAGGUCAUUUUGGAGGAUGUUGCAAUGUUGCAUAUCAGACCAGAUCAGUUCACUUACACCUCCAAUCAUUUUGAAACUAUAAUGAAAUAUGCAGAGAAGCUGAUUCAAGAAGGGAAGGCUUAUGUGGAUGACACUCCUGCUGAGCAGAUGAAAGCGGAACGUGAGCAGAGGAUAGAAUCCAAACACAGGAAGAACUCUAUUGAGAAGAAUCUACAAAUGUGGGAAGAAAUGAAAAAAGGAAGCCAGUUUGGUCAGUCCUGUUGUUUGCGUGCAAAAAUUGACAUGAGUAGUAACAAUGGUUGUAUGAGGGACCCAACUCUUUAUCGCUGCAAAAUUCAGCCACACCCAAGAACUGGAAAUAAAUACAACGUCUAUCCGACAUACGAUUUUGCCUGCCCCAUAGUGGACAGCAUUGAAGGUGUUACACAUGCCCUGAGAACAACAGAAUACCAUGACAGAGAUGAGCAGUUUUAUUGGAUUAUUGAAGCUUUGGGCAUAAGAAAACCAUAUAUUUGGGAAUAUAGUCGGCUAAAUCUCAACAACACGGUUCUAUCCAAGAGAAAACUCACGUGGUUUGUCAAUGAAGGCUUAGUAGAUGGAUGGGAUGACCCCAGGUUUCCUACAGUCCGCGGCGUGCUGAGAAGGGGGAUGACGGUGGAGGGACUGAAGCAGUUUAUUGCUGCUCAGGGCUCUUCACGUUCAGUUGUGAACAUGGAAUGGGACAAGAUCUGGGCAUUUAAUAAAAAGGUCAUUGACCCGGUGGCUCCACGGUAUGUUGCAUUACUAAAGAAAGAAGUGAUCCCCGUGAAUAUUCCUGAAGCCCAGGAGGAGAUGAAAGAAGUAGCCAAGCAUCCAAAGAAUCCCGAUGUUGGCUUGAAGCCUGUGUGGUAUGGUCCCAAAGUGUUCAUUGAAGGUGCUGACGCAGAGACCCUGUCAGAGGGCGAGACAGUCACAUUUAUAAACUGGGGCAACAUCAACAUCACCAGAAUACACAAAAACACAGAUGGAAAAAUUGUAUCUCUUGAUGCAAAGUUGAAUUUGGAGAAUAAAGACUUCAAGAAAACCACUAAGAUCACUUGGCUUGCAGAGACCAUGCAUGCACUUCCUGUUCCAGCAAUCUGUGUCGCUUACGAGCACCUGAUCACAAAGCCAGUGCUUGGAAAGGAUGAGGACUUCAAGCAGUAUGUCAACAAGAACAGUAAGCGUGAAGAACUAAUGCUGGGAGAUCCCUGCCUUAAAGAUUUACAAAAAGGGGACAUUAUUCAGCUCCAGAGAAGAGGAUUCUUCAUAUGCGACCAACCUUAUGAGCCUGUUAGCCCAUAUAGUUGCAGAGAAGCCCCAUGCGUUUUAAUAUACAUUCCUGAUGGACAUACAAAGGAAAUGCCAACAUCUGGGUCAAAGGAAAAGGCCAGAGUGGAAACAAAAACUGAGAGCACUGCUUGUAAGGAAAAGCCGGCACCGUCUCUGAAUAGCCCUUGUGCAACACCUGAGGACUCCGUGGUCCUUUACAGUAGAGUGGCCGACCAGGGUGACGUGGUUCGUGAGCUGAAAGCCAAGAAAGCAGCCAAGGAAGAUAUAGACGCAGCUGUGAAACAGCUUUUGGCUCUGAAAGCUGAAUACAAGGAGAAAACCGGCCAGGAAUAUAAACCUGGAAAUCCGCCUGCCGCAGCCGCAGAGAAUGUUUCCUCUAAAUCCCCAGGAAGUGUUCUGGAUGGUAAAUCUCUCUAUGACGAGGUGGCUGCGCAAGGGGAGGUCGUUCGCAAGCUGAAAGCAGAAAAAGCCCCAAAGGCUAAAGUGAAUGAAGCUGUAGAAUGCUUACUCUCUCUGAAAGCUCAGUAUAAAGAAAAAACUGGCAAAGAGUAUAUACCUGGGCAGCCCUCCUCAUCUCAAAAUUCAGACCCAGGUCCAACCAGAAGCUCUGAACCUAGUGGCCCAGAAACACCGGAAGCCAAAGUACUUUUUGACAAAGUUGCUUCUCAAGGAGAAGCAGUUCGAAAACUGAAAGCUGAGAAAGCCUCUAAGGAUCAGGUAGAUGCGGCUGUCCAAGAGCUCCUUCAGCUGAAGGCACAGUACAAGUCUCUGACAGGAGAGGAGUAUAAACCCAUCUCUGCCAUCGGGGCCGAGGAUAAAGAUAAGAAGAAGAAAGAAAAGGAAAAUAAAUCUGAAAAGCAGAAUAAACUUCAGACACAGAGUGAUGGCCAAAGGAAAGACUGUCUUAAGAAUCAAGGAAGCGAGCAGUCGUCAGGGGGACCAGGAGAAGGGCAGGGGCUGAAGAAACAGACCAGGUUGGGUCUUGAGGCAAAAAAAGAAGAAAAUCUUGCAGAUUGGUAUUCUCAGGUCAUCACAAAGUCAGAAAUGAUUGAAUACUAUGAUGUAAGUGGCUGCUAUAUUCUUCGUCCCUGGGCGUAUGCCAUUUGGGAAGUCAUCAAGGACUUUUUUGACGCUGAGAUCAAGAAACUUGGUGUUGAAAACUGCUAUUUCCCCAUAUUUGUGUCUCAAGGUGCAUUAGAGAAAGAGAAGACUCACAUUGCUGACUUUGCCCCUGAGGUUGCUUGGGUUACAAGAUCUGGCAAAACAGAGUUGGCAGAACCAAUUGCUGUUCGUCCUACUAGUGAAACAGUCAUGUAUCCUGCCUAUGCGAAGUGGGUACAGUCGCACAGAGACCUGCCCAUCAAACUCAAUCAGUGGUGCAAUGUGGUGCGUUGGGAGUUCAAGCACCCUCAGCCUUUCCUCCGUACUCGUGAAUUCCUCUGGCAGGAAGGACACAGUGCUUUUGCCACCUUUGAGGAAGCAGCAGAAGAGGUCUUGCAGAUACUUGACUUGUACGCUCGGGUGUACGAAGAGCUCCUGGCCGUUCCCAUUGUAAAAGGAAGGAAGACUGAGAAGGAGAAGUUUGCGGGAGGAGACUACACAACUACAGUGGAGGCGUUUGUGUCCGCUACCGGGAGGGCUAUACAGGGAGGAACAUCACAUCACUUAGGGCAGAAUUUUUCCAAAAUGUUUGAAAUCGUUUUUGAAGAUCCAAAGACACCAGGAGAGAAGCAGUUUGCCUAUCAGAACUCGUGGGGCCUGACAACUCGAACAAUCGGUGUUAUGACCCUGGUUCAUGGAGACAACAUGGGUUUAGUGUUGCCACCCCGUGUAGCCUGCAUUCAGGUGGUGGUUAUUCCUUGUGGCAUCACAAAUGCACUUUCCGAAGAAGACAAAGAAGCCUUGAUCGCAAAAUGCAACGAUUAUCAAAAGCGGUUACUCAGUGUUAACAUUCGUGUGAAAGUGGAUCUUCGAGAUAACUAUUCACCAGGUUGGAAAUUUAAUCACUGGGAGCUCAAGGGAGUUCCAGUUAGACUUGAAGUGGGACCACGUGACAUGAAGAGCUGUCAGUUUGUAGCUGUCAGACGAGACACUGGAGAAAAGCUGACAGUCACCGAAAAUGAGGCUGAGACUAAACUUCAAGCUCUUUUGGAAGACAUCCACGUUAACCUGUUCACAAGGGCUUUUGAAGACCUAAAGACCCAUAUGGUCGUGGCAGAUACAAUGGAAGACUUUCAGAAGGUACUAGACUCUGGAAAGAUUGCUCAGAUUCCAUUCUGUGGAGAAAUUGACUGUGAAGACUGGAUCAAAAAAACCACUGCCAGGGAUCAAGAUAUUGAACCUGGUGCUCCAUCCAUGGGCGCUAAAAGUCUCUGCAUCCCCUUCAAACCACUCCGUGAGCUGCAGCCUGGAGCCAAGUGUAUCUGUGGCAAGGCCCCCGCCAAGUACUACACCUUGUUUGGCCGUAGUUACUAAGGGAUAAAACGAAACCCCUGUCGACUGUCCUCCUCACUUUUUAAGAAAUUGGUACUGUUAUCUUCCCAGAUAUAGCCAAUAUUUUGUUUUUUUUAAAUAAAAGUUCUAAAAGCAAGUAUAUAAAACAAACAGCUAUUCUUAUGCCUAAAUUAACAGUGAAAAAAAAAAAGACUUUCUGUAAACAACCCAAUAAUAAAUAUCAUGAAUUAAUAA